This is a messenger RNA of Fulvia fulva, 1572 nucleotides long. RefSeq names its product Versicolorin B desaturase. The record is from RefSeq and is a predicted model, not a curated record. Gene Ontology annotation, molecular function: monooxygenase activity; heme binding; oxidoreductase activity, acting on paired donors, with incorporation or reduction of molecular oxygen. The coding region runs from base 1 to 1572 and encodes 523 amino acids. NCBI's taxonomy places the organism in Eukaryota, Fungi, Ascomycota, Dothideomycetes, Mycosphaerellales, Mycosphaerellaceae. The transcript is spliced from 3 exons.
AUGUCGUCAGCGCCUGAUGUCGCUCUCUCAUUGAGACUGACCCAACUACUUCCGGGUCUUCAAACCGGUGACAUCCUCACGACCAUCCUUUCGAUUCUCGGCAUAGCUCUGUCUGCAAUCGCUGCGUGGGGCAUCUCAACCUGCGUCUACAACCUCUACUUCCACCCUCUCGCGAGCUACCCGGGUCCAUUUCUAUGGCGAGCAAGCUCACUGCCAUGGAAGAUUGCACUUCUCAAGGGAACAAUGCACCAUGACCUGAUGCGCUUCCACGAAGUAUACGGCCCCGAGCUCCGCCUGAAGCCAGACGAGCUCUCUUACGCAAACGCUCAAGCAUGCAAGGACAUUCACGCUCACGUGCCUGGCCGGCCAGAGUUUCUCAAGGAUCCCAUUCGUCUGCCACUGGCACCCAACGGUGUCAUGAGCAUUCUCGUCUCGGACACCAAGAACCACGCUCGCUUCCGCCGUCUGUUCGGCCACGCGUUCAGCGACAAGGGUCUGCGAACACAGCAGAAGACCAUCAAUACCUACGCCGACCAGUUCAUGGAAGUCCUUAAGGAAGUCGCUGAUACCGGCAAGUCCGUCGAGAUGGUCAACUACUACAACAUGGCCGUCUUCGACACUAUCGGUGCUCUUGCAUUUGGAGAGUCCUUCAACAGCAUGCGUCAUCGCAAGAUCCACCCGUGGGUCGACGCCAUCCAUAAGAACCUCAAGUCCGUCGCUAUCUCCCACGUCAUGCGAUCGAUGGGCAUUGAGCCCUUGACACCAUACAUCCUGCCCAAGGACCUUCGUGGUGCUCGCGCCAACAACUACUCCUACGCCAUCGAGAAGAUCAACCGCCGCAUGCAACAGACUGGUGAGCAGGGUGACUUCUGGGACCGCGUGAUCGUCAAGAGCGGCGCUGAGGGUGAGAUUAACGAUGGUACUGGUAUGUCUAAGGGUGAGAUGCUUAACAAUGCCGCUGUCAUGGUGGUCGGUGGCUCUGAAACCUCUGCUUCUGCGCUCUGUGGUGCUACUUACCUGCUCGCACACUCGCCGGACAAGAUGAAGAAGGCCGUCAAGGAGAUUCGCGAGACGUUCAAGGCUAGCGAGGAUAUUACCCUGCAGAGUGUCACCGGCAUGCAAUACCUGACGGCCGUUAUUGACGAGACGCUGCGCAUGUACCCGUCGGUUCCUGGACAGCCGCCUCGUGUUGUGCCAAAGGGUGGUGCUACUGUUUGUGGCAAGUUGGUGCCUGAGGAGACCCGCGUCGGCGUCUCCCACAUCGGAACAUACUUCGCCUCCUACAACUUCACCCGCAGCCACGAAUUCAUCCCCGAACGCCACAUCGACAAAUCUCUCUUCCCAGACGACAACUACGCCGCCUACCAGCCCUGGUCCGUCGGUGUGCGAAACUGCAUCGGCAAGAACCUGGCAUACGCCGAGCUGCGUCUUAUCCUCGCAAAGACUCUCUGGCAUUAUGAUAUUACGCUUGACCGCAGCAAGACGGGCGAUUUCCUUGACCAGAAAAUUUGGAGUAUUUGGGCGAAGCGGGAGUUGUGGAUGAAGAUUUCUUUGGCGGAGAAUGCAAAGUAG